AUGUGGCUGCAGUCGAACGUGGUGGUGCUGAUACUCAUCGUUGGGAGCAGCUGCUGGGCGGCGCCGGAAUGCACACGCAGUGCGGAGUACUGUCGGGAUCGGCAAAUGCAUCCGGAUAUGCCGGAGCAGGACCCGCGAUCCAUGCGCGCGGUGCAGGGCGAGGAUACGAAUGACUAUUGGCGCAAGCAGGGACAGCAGUUCGUGGAGCAGAAGCUGGCGGCGGUGUACAACAAGGGCCAGGCCAAGAACGUGAUUAUGUUCCUGGGCGACGGCAUGGGCGUGACGACUACGUCGGCGGCGCGUAACUUGCUGGGCGGCGAGGAGAAGUGGCUGUCCUUCGAGAGCUUCCCAUACACGGGUCUGUCCAAGACCUACGCUGUGGACAAGAUCGUGACGGACUCGGCCUGCUCGGCCACGGCGUAUUUGUGCGGCGUGAAGGGCCAGGAGGGCACCAUAGGCGUGAACGGCGCUGUGCCGCGCACUGACUGCAAGGUGAUGCUGGACGAGAGCACGCACGUGGACUCCAUUGGCAAGUGGGCCAUCGAUGCGGGCAAGUGGGCGGGUCUGGUGACGACGACGCGUGUGACGCACGCUUCGCCCAGCGGCGUCUAUGCGCACAUCGCAGAGCGGGACUGGGAGAACGAUGCAGCAGUCGCUGACGACUGCGGCGCCAACUCGGGCAUCAAGGACAUUGCGCAUCAGCUGCUCAAUGGCGAGGUGGGCAAGCAGCUGAAGGUUGUAAUGGGCGGCGGACGGGAGAACUUUGUGGACGCCAAGACGCAGCCUUGGGGCAAGCGCACAGAUGGUCUCAAUCUCAUCGAGCAGUUCCAGAAGGAGCACGCGAAUAAUGUCUACGUGACCACGGAGCAGCAGCUGCUGGCUGUGGAUGUCAGCAAGACGCAGCGCCUGAUGGGCUUGUUCCAGGACGACCACAUGCUGUUCCACCUGGAGACGAACGAGACAACGACGCAGCCCACGCUGGAGCAGAUGACGCGCAAGGCCAUCGAGUACAUGAGCCAGCAUGAGCAGGGCUACUUCCUGUUCAUCGAGGGCGGCCGCAUCGACCAGGCGCAUCAUGAGAACCAGGCGCGCAUGGCGCUCGACGAGACCAUCGAGUUCAGCAAGGCCAUCCAAGCGGCGCGUGAGCUGACCAGCGAGAGCGACACGCUCAUUGUGGUCACUGCGGAUCACUCCCAUGCCUUCAGCUAUGGCGGCUACGGCUAUCGCGGCAACGACGUGUUCGGCAAGGCGCCCGCCAACGGCAACGACGGCAUUCCGCACAUGGUGCUCAGCUAUGCCAAUGGACCCAGCGCCGAGAAGUUCUACGACGCGGAGAGCAAGCAGCGCAUUGAUCCCACCACGGUGGUCAAGGGCGCGCACGACGAUCUGUUCCCAGCUGGCGUGCCGCUCGACUCGGAGACCCAUGGCGGCGACGAUGUCCUUGUGUAUGCCUCGGGCCCUUGGGCGCAUUUGUUUACGGGCGUCUACGAGCAGAGCACCAUUCCCCACUUGAUGGGCUUCAGCUCCUGCCUGGGCGAUGGCCUCACCAUGUGCAAGCAGCGAUAAAUCCUUUCGCCUGCUGCCUCCUGCUGCCUCCUGGUCGUGACAAUUAAGUUUGUAGCUCAUUAAAAGCUGCACAACUGCAAUUACUCCCACUCCCCAUUCGCAGUCUCAUUUUCAUUUUCAUUUUCAUUUUAAUGCCUUUUGUUGUUUAUACUUUAUACUUUGCCUGCCUCAUACUCGUCUCGUGCUCAUUCAUUUAAUGCAAAUUGCAGAUUGAAAAU
Drosophila busckii is the source of this 1784-nucleotide messenger RNA. It is a transcript of the gene Alp5, whose product is annotated as membrane-bound alkaline phosphatase. Bases 1 to 1566 code for a protein of 521 amino acids. The transcript has a single exon. Gene Ontology annotation, molecular function: alkaline phosphatase activity. The record is from RefSeq and is a predicted model, not a curated record. Gene Ontology annotation, biological process: dephosphorylation. NCBI's taxonomy places the organism in Eukaryota, Metazoa, Arthropoda, Insecta, Diptera, Drosophilidae.